UUUAGCCUCCAACCAAAAUCUCCCGUUACAGACAUCAGAGAGAGAGUCUCAGCCGCUCAAACCCUCCCUCUAUCGUACUCUCACCCGAUUCCAACCCUUCCCACCUUAAUUCUUCGCUCAAGUACCUCCACGGCGGCGCUCGGCCACCGUUUCUCUCACACUCAAACUCAAUUAGGGCAUCUGGAAAGCUAUGUACAACGGAAUAGGUUUACAAACCCCAAGGGGAUCUGGAACCAAUGGCUACAUCCAGAGCAACAAGUUCUUCGUCAGGCCUAAGACCGGCAAGGUUGCCGAAAACACCAGAGGUUUCGAGGGAUCAGGGAAUGGCUGGUGUCUCAAGGAAAGCCAACAAGGAUAUUCUCGAGCAUGAUCGGAAGCGUCAGAUUGAGCUCAAACUCGUAGUGCUCGAGGACAAACUGACUGAUCAGGGUUACACCGAUGCUGAGAUCGCCGAGAAACUCGCCGAGGCGAGGACGACUCUGGAGGCGGCUGCCUCUUCGGAAGACACCGGUGUAUUUUCUCUUGAUAAGAAAGUUGCAGAUACCCAGAGCCAUCAGAUUGCUGCUAGAAAGGAGAAGCAGAUGGAAACUUUAAGAGCGGCUUUUGGCAUACGUGAUGCUGAACCUGAUGAAGAAGAAGAAGGUGAGAUUGAUGAUGGGCUUGGAAGUAGUCAGAAAAAUGGUAUGGAUGAUGAUGGUAAGCACCAGAAACGUGAGCAUUCUUUCUUGGACAGAGAUUCUGGGUGGAAGAAACGCACGGAAGAGAAAAAUAAAUCUGAGAAAGAUGUUUUGAAAAAGAGUACUAAAGAAUCUACAAGAAAGAAGGAAGAAUAUAGAAAGAGGAGGCAUGGGGAUGAAUCUUCUGAUACAGAUGAUAGUGCCAGGAAUUCAAGAGCAGUUAGAAAGAAGCAUCGGAAACAUAGCAAUGGUAGUGAUGAUGAGGAUUUUGAUAAGAAGCGUUUGGUUGCAAAAAAGCUCAAGAAAAACAGAAGACAUGAUAGUGAUGAUUCUGAUUCUGCUACUAGUGAUGAUUCUGGUUCUAGUAGCACUGAUGAUUCAGAUUCUGCUACUAGUUAUGAUUCCUCUGAUACUGAUGGCAGUGCAAGGAACUUGAAAGCAGUAAGAAAGAAGCAUCGAAGAUCUGGCAGAGGAAGUGAUAAAGAAGACAAGAAGUAUAAGGUUGCACAUAAGCACAAGAAAAGCAGAAGGAAUGACAGCGAUGAUACUGAUUCUGCUACUAGUGAUGAUGAUGUAAGCAAGAAGAAUUCUAGAAAGCAAGCUAAGAAAUCUGAAAAGUCACACAAGAGGCAUGACUCAGAUGAUGAUUCUAGUACUGAUGAAGAUUUGUCGAAAGCUAGAAGCAUAAAGGGAAAAGUUCAUACAAGAAGAACAGAAAGACGACAUGAUUCUGAGGAUGAGUCCGACCCUGCUAGUGGGAAGAAAGCGAUGAAUGAUCGAGUGAAAGAAGAGAUGAAUCAACAUACUAGCCACAGGAGACAUGAAGACAGUUUUGAUGUUAAGGAUCGCAAUAGGAGGGCUGAUGGAAAUGGAAAAGGCAAUAGAAGGCAUGAUGUCGAUAGUGAAUCUGACGGUGAAAUGAAAAUGAAGAAUGACAGAAUUAAAGAAGAGACGAAUCAACAUGGUAGCCGCAGGGGGCAUGAAGACACUUUUGGUGGCGAGGAUCGGAAUAAAAGGAAGAAUGAUCGAAUUGAAGAGCAGAGGAGUCAUUAUGAUAAGUACAAAAGACACAAUGGCGAUUCUGAUGGUGAGGAUCGCAAUAGAUGGAUGGCUGAUGGAAACAAAAAUGACUACAGAAGGCAUGAUGUGGACUCUGAAUCUGAUUAUGAGAAGUCAACAAAACCUCCCCAUGGAGCAACUGAGAGAAGUCAGAGAAGUGGCAAGAGUGAUCACAAGUUUGAUAAUUCUGAUGCAAGUAGUGAUGAGAAAAUACAAAAACACAGAAGUAGGAGGCAUGAUAGUGAUGAUGUGGAACUUGAUUCAAGAUCAAGAUAUGGUAGGAAAGGUAGUAAGAUUGUAAGGCAGACAACAGUUGAGAAGAGGUUAGUUUCCAGUGACAGUGAUACCAGUGAUGAUUCUCUUGCAAAAGAUAAUGAAAGUGAUUUUGGUACUGGUGCUCGGGACUAUGCUGAUAAUAAGAUCCAACGAAGAAAAUCUGUUAUUGAGAGUAAGGUUGAGUACCGUGAUGAUGUGAGUAGAAGAGUACAACGAACAAGUCCAGAACAUGACUUUAGAUCUGGUGGAGGGCUAGGUGAUGAAAAGAGGAGGGAAAUAAGUGGUUCAAGUGAUGAUGAGUCCCCGAACAAAAAUGUUAAGAAAUCCUCAGAACUGGUUGGAUCCAAACGUUUUAAUGAUGAGGUGGCUGAUGAGCCUAGGAGUAGAAUUUACAAGAAGGAUGAUGAACAACAUGUUGGUAGGACAGAUCAAGAGUUUGAACAACGUGGAGGCCAGAGGCAUGUGAGGAGUGAUGAGGAGCAAAGAGUGAGAAAGCAUGGAAGAGAUGAAGAUGAUUAUAAAUAUAGAAGGUAUGAACGAGGGAAUGACGAUGAAUACCAUGGAAAUCGAAGCUACAGAAGGGAUGAAGAACAGAAACAUAAAGAUAUUGACCGGGAUAGGCAGAGCGACUAUUCCAAAAGACCAAGAUAUGAUGAUUCCAGGUCAAGUGAAAGAAGAAGGCAUGAUUAUGAAAGACGCAAAGAUGACAUGGCAAGGCGCUGAGAUUGAUUCUAUUUUCUUACAACUGCACAGUAUGGGCUUCCAAGAUUAAAAUGAUUAAUUGCUGAUUGACUAAUUCGUAAGCAUGAAAGUAUUGGUUGAGUCUUUGUCAUCCCAAAGCUGUUGAGAGUUCUCGUGAAGAUUGAAAGAGAAGAUCAUCUGCUGAACUGAUGUUUUUUCGUAUUUGGGGCAUAUGGACGUUUUUCUGUUGUGGGAUCAUGUAACUCUAUUGUAUUUACACAGUCGCAAUUUGUGAUGUGUGUUUUUUUUCUCUUUUAUAAAUGUUGUCACCUCAAGAUUGAGCUUUCUAAGUAUUUUAGUAUUUUCGAGAAAGUAAACUUUUGAAUUUUGAUUAGUUUAAAAAGUGUCUAUUGGCACUUUUUUUC
Molecule: messenger RNA, 3118 nt
Organism: Cannabis sativa
Lineage: Eukaryota; Viridiplantae; Streptophyta; Magnoliopsida; Rosales; Cannabaceae
Source: RefSeq, a predicted model, not a curated record